Molecule: messenger RNA, 666 nt
Organism: Pisolithus orientalis
Lineage: Eukaryota; Fungi; Basidiomycota; Agaricomycetes; Boletales; Pisolithaceae
Exons: 5
Coding region: 207-542 (111 amino acids)
Source: RefSeq, a predicted model, not a curated record
CACCGGAGAAUCCAUUGCGAACUUGAUCAUUGAUGCGAACUGCCCAGGCAAGGCUUGAUGCAGUACAUAUAGAUCAUAAUAUCACAGCUAUGAUGAUACAUGAUGCAUGAUGGCUGAUCUGACUGAUUCGCGAGUCGGGAGCCGCCUUCAGAGCGGGAUUUUAUCGUAGAACUUGAUGCCGCUCCGCACUCGAAGCCAAAGACGACAUGGAGAAGAAUCAAAAUCGCCUUGUAAACCAACUACAAGCCGUUCAUGCACGGCAGCAAAAAGUCAUCCUGCAACUUCAAGCGGACAAUACAAGGUUGUUGAGCGAUCUAGGAGAGAUUCGUCGGGAGAGGGAUAAUUUCCGAGCGGAGGUGGCGCGGUUUCGGAGAGGGCAUACAGAUAUACAGAACUGUCUCGACGAGCUAUCGUCGGAUUAUCACGAUCUCAAACGUGAGCAUGCGAACCUGGUGCGCUCAUUUAACUCAGCAAGCAUGCACGUGGGGCGGCCUCUGAGAACAUUGUCCAGUAAGGUGGGUGGCUUCUGCGGGCCCGGGUGACGGGCCUCUAUCCUUAAUUUCCUCUCUGCAGUCAGUGCUCCCGCUCUCUGUUCUCAGCGAAGGGGACGUCAAACAAGAUCCAUCCCUGCCAAACGUCGACGGUCCCUUUGACACAUUUCGACCU